This is a messenger RNA of Coregonus sp. 'balchen', 1828 nucleotides long. Lineage: Eukaryota; Metazoa; Chordata; Actinopteri; Salmoniformes; Salmonidae. The record is from the annotation of a GenBank genome assembly.
AUGUCUUCACCAACUGCGGACGUCUUCCGAUGUGGGUUGCAAAUUUAUCAGCUGUCCCCAGAUUCAAAGCGGCUUGGGUCUUACACGGAGGACAGAACAUAUGAUAGUUUGGAUGGGUAAGAGUCCAUGUUAGAGAUGAUUACUGUAAUAUCUGAUAAUCAAUUUAAAUGUCAUGUUUUAAAAUGAAUUUUUCAGAUUUGCAGGGACCAACUAGGUCAUUAUAAAUAAAAAACAUGAUCAGAAAUAUAGGCUGUUAUUUUCUUGUUCAAGUGUAGCAUGUGUAUUCAAGACGUCGUCCGCGCUUUACUCAAUGUCAAAAUACACGUAAUGUUUAUAUCAACUUAUGAAUGUUUAUCAAUGGUUCUGCAGGAGCUCCACAGAGUUGACUGAUGUGUUUGAAGAAGAGGAUUGUAUUCAGGAUGAAGGCUGGAGUACCCCUGUUGCAGACCUGAAACAGAAAAUUGCAGCUCGGCUAGAAAACUAUCUUACCAAUGAGAGCCUGUCUGAAGAUGCCUUUUUACUGAAACAUGUUCAGAGGAACAAGAUGGGCUAUGUCAGUGUGAAGUUACUAACUUCAUUCAAAAAGGUAGGAUUUAUAGAUGACUUUGUUAUUGAAAUCUACCCUGCUCACAGCUUUGGCCUUCACUGACAUGUAUUUUGGUAACAAGUAUAACCAUUAAACUACUAACCUAAACAUUCUGUGUCGUAGAUCAGGGAGCUCACACGUGACUGGCGAACCACUCUGGCUGCGGCUCGCACCACGCAGCAGCUGGAAGUCAACGAGGAGGGAACCAAGGUGCGACGGAGGGACCCAGUGCCCGACUGGCUACUGUGUGUCCCCACCAGCAAGCUGCUGCUGGCCUGGAAUCUCCUGGGAGGAGAGGACAACGAUGAGGAGCGCGUAGCCCCGGGGGUGGAGCACCAGGGCCUGAUGGAGACAGCCAUGAGACUAUUUGGCUGCCACGGCACCAUCACUUCCCUCCGUAUCCUGCGCCCAGGAAAGGAGAUCCCUGCCGAGCUCAAGAGGUAUGCCAAGAAGCACAUGGAGCUGGGGCGUAAGGUGUGUGCCGUGGUGGAGUAUGAGUACCUGGAGGGGGCACGGAGGGCCUAUGAGGCCCUGCAGGCUGAGGAGCAGCUGCAGGGGAACAGGGCGGUACGUGUGGUGCUCCUAGGCAGCAGGGGCACCAGGAAGCCAAGGAGCAGCCAGGACCGCACAGAGGAAGAGUCUGAGGACGGCAUCGAGAGUGUGUGCUCGAGGAAGCCCAACCGCAAGGGCAGGCGCUACCCGGGCUACUCCCUGGAGGACUCUGCCCUCUACAGCUCGUCGGAGUCUGACUUCGCCCCAGCCUCGCCCAGGCCCAACCGCAGGGUCACACGGCCUCAGGCUCUGUACGGCAGCCCCCUGGCCAUCCCCCGGGUGUCCUCCUUCCGCUCAGACCCCUACAAGAACCCAGUGUGUAGCCCUGUGGGGAGCCCCCUCCUGCCCCGCAAGCUGUUCCCCAGUGGCCACACUCCAUCCCCGCUGGCUGCCCCAGAGAUCAGCAGCAGCAGCCCUGUAUCCAGUGGCAAUGGAAGCUUUGGCAGCAGGAGCAAGUGCUCUGGGGACUAUUCCCAGGAAAGUUUGGGCUUUGUGGGGAGCCCCUGGGUCCAGCGUCGAAAGACUGCCGCCCAGGCCUUUUUUCCUGACAAAGGUGGGCCCCUCUCGCCUGGCCUCCCCAAGAGGCCACUGGGCGUGGUGGAGGUGUUGCGCCAGCCGCUUGGCCCUGACGGCACUAAAGGCUUCUACAACUGCAUUGGCAGGGGGAAGCUGGUACUGCAGCAAUUAUAA